This is a messenger RNA of Chlamydomonas reinhardtii, 5089 nucleotides long. RefSeq lists its product as uncharacterized. The record is from RefSeq and is a predicted model, not a curated record. Gene Ontology annotation, biological process: regulation of transcription by RNA polymerase II. Bases 436 to 4752 code for a protein of 1438 amino acids. Gene Ontology annotation, molecular function: transcription coregulator activity. The transcript has 5 exons. NCBI's taxonomy places the organism in Eukaryota, Viridiplantae, Chlorophyta, Chlorophyceae, Chlamydomonadales, Chlamydomonadaceae. Gene Ontology annotation, cellular component: mediator complex.
CUUGGGGUACAAUAUGUAAACUGUGCAAGUCUUACGAUGAGGUCAAGAAACCGUGUGCACACUGCGCCCCAGUGGGCAAAUGAUGCCAAAUCAUGUCCUGAUGUUGGACCGAGUCUGCAACAGAGGCUUUCACAGCUGGUCAGCGCCAAAGGAGUUCCCGAGCGCGCGCAGAAUGGACCUGAGCGCGCGAAAGCAGCCGCACCAGCACAACCUGCAGACUCUGGACAAGCUGCUUGCGUUGUUGGCCUAGCGGCUGCGGCCUCGCCGGUGCCUGAGCCUGCUUCCUCCGCAGCGGUUCCACAGCAUGUUUUGUAUCCACCUCCCGUUCCGCCAUAUGCGCCGCUGCGAUCAGCAUGGCCGGAAUCAGCGCUUGUCGAUUUCGUCAAACAGCAGGCGCUUUACCCGACCGACGUUAAUGUCCGAGUGGGGCAUCUCAUGCUCGGCGAGGGCGCUGCACGCAGCGGCCUGCUGCACUCCAUAUCUGAUGAGGCACUCGCCAACACGACAGCGACGCCGUCGUCGGCCAGCUUUAGGUUCGUGCAGCUGCUGGCGGAGGUGUGCGCGCGGACCGGUGCGCCUGGCGGCAGCGGCCGGGGACCCUGCGACGGCGAGCGAGGUCGCGAGGGCCCUCCGCCGCGACGACCGCAGCCCCCCGCGCCCGUGCUGGCGCCGGCGCUUGCGCUGGCCGCCGCCGCGGCCGGGCGCUGCGUGACGCCGCAGCUUGAGGCGCAGCCGUUGGAGGCGCCGGCGGCCCUGGCGGGCUUCCAGGGCGACUGGCUGGCGCUGCAGCCGGCAGUGCUGCCGUUCUGGGACAAGGUAUCCCUGGAGCCGUGCGGGCCGCAGAAGGCGGUGGAGUUCUACGUGGUGUGUCCAGAGCAGCACUCGUCGGCGGCGCGCAUGUUUGUCAAGGACGUGUCGGCGACCUUUCUGGGCAUGCGGUUGGGCAGCCACCAGCCUGCACGCACGCCAUCCCACCUCCACGCCAUAGACGGCGUGGUACCCGUGCCCGCGGAUCCGGGGCCGGGGCCGCCCGUGGGCGGAGCCCAGGGCGACGGCGACGCGGUCGCAGCGGCGGCGGCAUGGCAGCAGCAGCAGGCGCUGGCGCUGGCGCGGCGGCCAGACCGAUUGGUGCUGCGGAGCGCUGUGCUGGGUUUCCGCAGCAACCACGCGACGACAUCAGUGGCUGGCGACCUUGGCUGGGAGCCAGAUGAACCCAGCUACCGGCCCCGCGCGGGCGCGGCGUCGGGGGCGGGCGCCUGGCAAGGGAUGGCGAUGGCGGCAGCAGCAACAGGGGGCGCGGCGGCGGGGAUGGCGGCCCCGCCGCAACCGGCGGCGGCAGCGCGGCAGCAGCCAGCGACGCACGUGCAUUUCUGGCGGAACCUGCGGCAUGUGGGCCGCCAGCUGCAGCGGCAUCUCCUGCUGCAGCCGCCACGGGAGCUGCGUCAGCUUAACCAGCAGCCGCGCGGUGUCUCUGGUGGCGCUGGCGGGGCAGGGCGUGGGCUCAGCGGCGGCGGGGCGCCCGGCGGCGGCGGGCCAGUGGCCAAGCCGGAGGCCGGCGGAGCGGGCGUGGGCGUGGCCGGGACAACAGGCGCCGGCGGUGCCGGCAGCACAGCACCGGGGGACCCGUCUAUGGCGGGUGCGGCGGUGGGAAGCGGUAUGUUGGACCUGGGGCCCGCGGCGCUGGUGGUGUAUGUGGUGCCGCCCAGUGACAGCGUGGACGACGUGGCGGCGGCGCUGAUGGAGGUGGCCGCUUGCCUCGCGCCCGUGUGCCCCGCGUCACGGAUGCUGCCCGCACGCGUGCCGCUGGCGGCGCCGCCCGGUGCGGAUGCGGGCGCUCUAGGGGCCGAGCUGCAGGCGGGGCCUGUCGCGGGGCAGGCAGCAGCCAUUGCGCGGGGCCAAACCGGCGGCGCAGGCGCGCGCCUGGGGCCAGGGACAAGCGCUGUGGCGUGGCCGGGCUGCCACAGCGUGAGCAGCAGCGUGUGUGGGCCGGGCCUGGUGCCUGGCGGCGGCAUGGUGCCGGGCUCGGUCACGUUGAGUAGCGCCGGCGCGGGUGCGGCUCUGAUGGCGCUGGCGGCGGCAGGGCCGCCAACAGGCACCAGCAGCAGUGCUGCGUCGACGCCGCCGGAGGCUCCGGCCUGCAGCGUUGGCCCCAGCGGCGUGCCGGCGGCGGCGGGCGCGGGAGCUGCAGGGGCUGUUGACGGCAGCAGUGGGCCUGGGGCCGCGGAGGGGACGGGGCCGAACGCGAGCGGCGACACAACAGACCCGGCGUUGCUAGCACGGCUGGGCGGCGCGGCGCGGCACCUGUACCGCGCGACGUCGUGGCCGGCGCCCGCAGGUACCGGGGGUGGUAGCGGUGGCGGUGCUGCCAUGGCGGCGGCGGCGGCGGCGGCUGGGCCGGUGGGCUCGACGCCGCAACUUGACCUCACUCAGCUGGCGGCGACGGAGCUGGUCAUCCAGUUGGUGCUGCCUUCCUCCUUGUACGACGUCACUGGAGCCUGCGUGCGUGCCACUGCUUGCGCCGCCUACACCAAGCUCUGCCGCCGCCUGGCGGGCUACGGCGCCGCGGCCGCCACCAAGGCGGCGGCCGCCAAUGCGUCGGCGGGCCAGGGCCUGCCCAGCACGCGGCGUGCGCAGCCGGCUCAGGAGCUGGCGUCGCGGCAUGUGCACGGAGAGGGCGGCGGCGGCACCGCGCCUGCAUCCAUAGGCGGGGCAGCAGUGCAGGCGAGCUGCAGCGGGCGCACGCCAGUGUACGAGCCCCUUCUAGCACUGGCGCCGCCACAAGCGCUGGCGCUCGCGGCAGCAGCAGCCGAGGCGACGGGGCACCCGGCAGGGGCGGGAGCUGGUGGCGAGGCCGCAGCCACGGCCCGUGCACGCAGCCCCGCGCCGGCGUCGCUGCAUGGGGGCGCGGGCGGGGCAUCCGUAAUGGCUCCGGGGGCAGUAGCAGCGCCGGUGCAGCCACAGCCGGCGCCCGACGCAGCUUCUGCGCAUGCGGCCGCGCUCGCUGCGUCGGAGCGGCCGACGCUGCACUGCUGUUACGCUUGGCAGCGCUGCAGCGGCAGCAAUGGCAGGGCCAGCGAAGGAGCCGCUGCAUCGCGGGCUGCUGCGGGGCUCGGAGGUUUUGCGGGCGCAACCGCCGAGUUGGAGCGCUGCUGGCUGGCCCUGGCGUUCUGUGACUCGGAGGGCCGCGUGCUGGACACGCGGGCUAUGUCGCUGUGUAGCAGUAGCAGCAGUGGCGACAGCAGUAAUGAAGGCAUGGGUAUGGACAUGGGCACAGCUGCAGCCGUAGACGGACUUGGGAGUGGCGACGUUGCGACCGCACCUGGCGCGGGGCACGAAGCGGUGACGGCGGCGGCAGCCACAGCUGCGCCCGUGGCGGCAGUAGCAGGCGACGCCGCGAGCUGCCGGAGCAGCCUGUUGCCUGCUGGCAGUAGCACGAGCGCGAUGGCGGCGGCGCUGGGGCCUGCGGCGGGCCCUCAACAGGCGGACGGGGGCGGCGGCGGGGGCGGCAGUAGCAGCAGCUUGCUGGCGCUGCGCACGCCGUGCAGCUGCAGCAUGGAGACGGACGCGUGCCCCACCGCCGGAGAGGCGGAGCGGCAGUCGCAGCCGGCGCCAGAGAGUCUGCCGCCGCUGGCGCUGGACGCGCUGGUUUGCCGUGUGGUGCUGGGGCACGCGCAGAUGCUGCGCCGCCAGUUGGCGGGUGCCGGCGGCAGCAGCAUCGGUGGCGGUGGCGGGGCGGGCGCAGCCGCCGGGGGGCACACCGAUGCAAGGGCGGCAGCAGCUGCGGACGAAGGCCUUGCGCCGGGAGCACCAGCCGCGCAGGUGACGAUUGCGGUCACCAAGCUUGGCAGCCCCACGGACGCCGAGGCGGCCGCGUGGCAGCGCCUUCUUACCUCCCGGGACAGCGGCAGCUGUGGCAGUAGCAGCCGCAACAGCAGUAGCAGUUCGGAUGUGUCCCUGUCCUGGCUGCAGCUGCAUCCGUCUGUGGCGGUGCCCCAGGGCUUCCGUGUCCCACCCGGCGGCUACGUCGUCCGCCACGCCGGUGCGCCGUCGGGUCCUGGCGCGGGCGCUGCGGCGGCGGCGACGCCAGCCCCAGUGACGCUGUGCGCCUUCCCCACGCAGCAGCCACCCAGCGCCGCCUGCGCGGCUACGGAGGGCCUCAGCCGCCACCUGCGCAUGCUGUCCGUGCACACGUGGCCCCGGCCGCAGCACAGGACCAGCCCGCCGCCUCCGCAGCACCAGAACCACAGCCAUCACCAGCAGCAGCAAGGGCCGGCGGCGCAAGUGGACGCGGUCAUGGCCGACGGCGCAGAGCCCACGCGAGACGUGUCUGCGCAGCCGGAGCUAGAGGCCGCGGCGAAGCGGCGGCGCCUGGACCCAGCCCGCGACCCGGGCGCAGGUGCAAACGCAGGCGCAGGCGCGCUUGCCGGCGUCACCGGCGCGGGCUGCUGUUGGAGCGACCCAAGCCUUGCGCUGUUGCGGCAGCUGGCGGCGCUGUGCUCGCUGCGUGACGCGAUGCUGGCGGCGCAGAGCGGCGCGCGCGGCGGGCCGACACCCGGCGGGCGCUAUGCCGCGGCGGCGCCCACUGCCGGCGGCGCGGCGGCGGCGGGCUCUGACGUGACGCUGCUGCUGCCGCUGCAUGUGGCCGUGUGCCAGCGGUUGCUGAGGGCGCUGGUGGUGUGUGAGCGGUUGGCGGCAGCCUCCUCGGGCGCCGGUGCGAUGCAGUCGGCGGCGCCACGCCGGGCGGGCCCAUGAGAGCGUGGGCGGUUUGGUGCGGAGGUUAGCGGCGGCGAUACAUAACGGCGGGAUGCGGAAAGGGAUGAUGGCUGUUGUGCGCGGGCGCGGCGCAUAGAACUGUGAAGGGUAUUGAGCGGAACCAGAAGACGAGUGGUGCUCUACUACGCCGCACUGCGCAGCAUUUGCAUAGUAGCGCAGGCGCGUGUGUGCAUGGCAGCCUGCCUCUGAUCACCAUUAUUUCAUGUUAGCCGUUGCCGCGUGCGACACGAUGGGCGUAUGAUGUUGACUAGGUCUAUCAGGACUUCGUGGUGAGGACCGCAAAGGUUCGGCAGUUUCUCAGUGUAGGCGCAUUCAG